GCGGAGCCAGCGCCGCCCGGGCUGGGACGCGGAGGAAGGGGACGCUCUGGUCCGGCUCUCGGUGGUGCGGCGGCAGGCGGGAGCAGCGGCCGCUGUGGUCGGCGGACGUGCUGCCGAGCGCUCCCGGAAGCGAAGCAGCGAUGGCGGAGAGUCCGACUGAGGAGGCGGCGACGGCGACGGCGACGGCGGGCGCGGGGGCGGCAGGCCCCGGGGCGAGCGGCGUGGCCGGGGUGGUCGGCGUGAGCGGCGGCGGUGGCGGGUUCGGGCCGCCGUUCCUGCCGGACGUGUGGGCGGCGGCGGCGGCGGGCGGGGCCGGGGCCCCGGGGAGCGGCCUGGCCCCACUGCCCGGGCUCCCGCCCUCGGCCGCGGCCCACGGCGCCGCGCUGCUCAGCCACUGGGACCCCACGCUCAGCUCCGACUGGGACGGCGAGCGCACCGCGCCGCAGUGUCUUCUCCGGAUCAAGCGGGAUAUCAUGUCCAUCUACAAGGAGCCGCCUCCCGGGAUGUUCGUCGUCCCUGAUACCGUGGACAUGACUAAGAUCCACGCAUUGAUCACAGGCCCCUUUGACACUCCUUAUGAAGGAGGCUUCUUCCUGUUCGUGUUCCGGUGUCCGCCCGACUAUCCCAUCCACCCUCCUCGGGUCAAACUGAUGACAACGGGCAACAACACAGUGAGGUUUAACCCCAACUUCUACCGCAAUGGCAAAGUCUGCUUGAGUAUCCUAGGAACAUGGACUGGGCCCGCCUGGAGCCCGGCGCAAAGCAUCUCCUCCGUGCUCAUCUCCAUCCAGUCGCUGAUGACCGAGAACCCCUACCACAACGAGCCCGGCUUCGAGCAGGAGAGACAUCCAGGCGACAGCAAAAACUACAACGAAUGUAUCCGGCACGAGACCAUUCGCGUCGCGGUCUGUGACAUGAUGGAAGGGAAGUGUCCCUGCCCCGAGCCCCUGCGAGGGGUGAUGGAGAAGUCCUUCCUGGAGUACUACGACUUCUACGAGGUGGCCUGCAAAGAUCGCCUGCACCUUCAGGGCCAGACCAUGCAGGACCCUUUCGGGGAGAAGCGGGGCCACUUCGACUACCAGUCCCUCCUCAUCCGCCUGGGCCUCAUCCGCCAGAGAGUGCUGGAGCGGCUGCCCAGCGAGAACGCCGAGAUGGACUCUGACAGCAGCUCCUCGGGGACGGAGACGGACCUGCACGGGAGCCUGAGGGUGUAGGCCCUGCUCCCGGCCCGCAGGCCCUUCCCACCCCAGAUGGACGGGAGGUGUGGCCACAGGAUCCCGGGGUGUGGGCGGGCUGCUCCCCUUCUGACCUCCUUGGCACCGAAGCCUUGGGGCUGUGUCCCCUUCAGGGCCCAGCUCCUUUCUCGGAGCCCCCAGGGCUAGGGCCCAGCCAGACCCACCAGGACACCUCCACACCCGCAGCCAUGCUCCUAGGGCGGGAGGAGACUGCCGCCGGGAGAGGGGUGCACAGGUGGCUCGGGUGGGGGCUGUCUGACGGGAGCAGUCUGGGUGGCCUGCCUGCCUGCCUGUCUGCCUGCCUGUCUGUCUGUCUAUUUGUCUGUCUGCAGUCUCCCAGCAGGCUCUCAGCACCCUCCUCCAGGCCUCCCCUCCCCUCCUCUCCCCUCCUCUCCCCUCCCCUCCCCUCCUCUCCCCUCCUGUAGUUAUUCCCGGGCCAGCAGACUCCUUUCCCCUAAUUUAUAGUCACUGUUCUAGACAGACCAAAGACAGGAACAGUGGCAGGGCCCAGGCUGCUGAGGAUCCGCUGCACCGAGCACCGAGCACCUUCCCCCCUCCCCCUCCCUCAGGCUCCAGGCAGAAGGGACAGGGCAGCCCGCACACAGGCCCCGAGAAACCGGAAGUACUGUUUGUCCCCGUGAUCACUGAUUGGAGACUGGGGCCACUCCGGAGUGGCCCUGGCAGGGUGUCCCUAAUGGCCAGAGCGCCUCUCCCGGGUGGGGCGGCUGGCGGGAGUCCUUAGCACAUUUGUUUGGCUCUCCUAUGUCUUCUUUUCACCCCAGCCCGAAGCCCCCUCCUCAGUUCAACCCCAGGGAUUUGGGCAGCCGGUCCCCAGUGAAGGAGGGGCUGGGGCUCUGGCACCCUCCCUCCCUCCCCCUCCCCCAGCUGCUGUGUUGCUUCUCUGUUCAGCACAGUGCUGUCACUGGUUGGUCAGAAAGGCGAGGUUUGGGUGCCCAGGGUCUGGACACUGGGGACCUGCCUGCUGCUCUGUUCUUGCGUUUGCAGGUUGCGUUGUUAGGGCCCCUGGGGGUGGCGGCCCGGCCUGGGUGAGCACAGGCCGUGGGUGUGCCAGGAGGAGGGGGAGGACAUCGUGAACCUGCCCUCCUGCUGCUAGGAAGUCUCUGCCCUGUGGAUCCUGGCUCCCGGGGGGACGAGGAUUGGGGACACAGGAGAGCAUCCUGCUCCGAGGGCCACAGGUGCCACACGUGGGGUGGGGUUGGUUUCCGUGAGGACUUGGAGGGGACCCGCUUCCCACUCCCUUUGGUUCCCAGAGCUGGUCAGGCUGGAGUGCCCUGGUUUGUGGGUCCAGUGUCGCCUGCCAUUCAUCUAGGUGUCCCCACCCACACUGAAGUGACAAUCUUCUCCUUGGCCCGCCAUGGGGCAGAGCACGUCUGGCACAGCAGCCGGACUUUUACGCCCUAAUCUUGAGUUGAGGAAAUAUAUGCACAGGGGUCAGAGAUGUCUUUAUAUCCGACUGUACAUAAAUGAAGUUCUUUUUUUUUCUUUUUGGUGCAAUAAAGUUUGUUUUGGCAGAAG
This is a messenger RNA of Heterocephalus glaber (naked mole-rat), 2771 nucleotides long. It is a transcript of the gene Ube2z, whose product is annotated as ubiquitin conjugating enzyme E2 Z. Gene Ontology annotation, biological process: negative regulation of apoptotic process. NCBI's taxonomy places the organism in Eukaryota, Metazoa, Chordata, Mammalia, Rodentia, Bathyergidae. Gene Ontology annotation, molecular function: cysteine-type endopeptidase inhibitor activity. The record is from RefSeq and is a predicted model, not a curated record. Gene Ontology annotation, cellular component: nucleus.